Molecule: messenger RNA, 2006 nt
Organism: Lasiosphaeria miniovina
Lineage: Eukaryota; Fungi; Ascomycota; Sordariomycetes; Sordariales; Lasiosphaeriaceae
Exons: 1
Coding region: 270-1802 (510 amino acids)
Source: RefSeq, a predicted model, not a curated record
UGGGCGGUGCAGGACUUGCCCAACAUUUCCCAACGAUUCCCAACAGUUCCCAACGCGAUGGGUCAUAUUUUCCUCAAACGCCUCGAAUUAUCGUUUCUGCCUUGUCGCACCUACACCUCCACGGGGGUGCCAUGAGUCAUGUGUAUAUAUCCCCGACCAUCUGAAGCAGAAAUCAAGCUCGACCGACCGAUCGGCUCCUCGGCACCCUUCACCACUACCCUAGCUCAGCAUCCAAACCUCCAAGGCUCCCACAAAUAUCACUAUGCACUAUGGGGUACUCCGUGCCAAUUGACGCCAUCGCCGGGACGGAUUUCAGACCCAACCCCGAUUUCCUCACCCCCGGCCGCUUCCGAUUCAUCGUCUGCUCCGACUUCAUCUCCAAGCGACGUCUGCGCGUGGUGGAAUACAAAACCCUUCCCAACAAGGACAGCGCUCCGUACGCGGCGGUCUCGUACCCCUGGAACGGACUGAAGGCCUGUGGGUGCUCCCAGCCGUCGCAGUUCUUUCAGCUGCCCUUGGAGGGAGGACAGCUCAGCGACCGAAUCAGCAUCGCGGUGUUGCAGACGGCCUGCCGAGCGGCGCGACAACUCGGCGCCGAUCUCCUGUGGAUCGACCAGAUCUGCAUCGUCCAGACUGAUGCAUAUGACAAGGAGUGGCAGAUUGCGCGGAUGUUUGCCUUGUACGAGCGGUGCAAGGCGUCUCUGGUUCUUCCCGGCGGGCUGCAGAGGCUCGCUGCUCCCGAUGAGAGCACAAACUGGAUUGAGCGAUCGUGGACGCUGCAGGAGGCUAUGCCAAAGGCAACCUAUACCAUCUUUCGCUGGCGGCUGGGCAGCGGAGAGGCUCGCGGACUGACUGCAGGCCGCAUCGACGAGAUAGAGGAGGGCGAAACCGCGAUGAUGGAGCUCGGGAAGAUGCUGCAGGCGGCUUUCGUGGGUGGGCUCCCGUGGGGUGACGACCGGCAAUCGAUUCGCCUCAAGAUAUUCGGUCCGAACCGAGACCCCAUCCUAGCUCUCAUGGGCGUCAAGGAAGCAAGGUCGACGGAGAUGAGGGACAUGGCCGUUUGGAGGAGCGCCCUUCUCCGGACAUGUUCCCAGCCCCGGGACACAAUCUUGAGCAUCAUGGGCAUCUUCGGAGUCACGUUGGAUGUCGGCAGCUACGAGAAGGACGAUAGGGAGAAGGCAGCGGCGGACUUGGCGUUUGAGAUUCUGAAGAACAGGCGCAGGCCUUCCUGGUUGGGCGCCGCCCCGGGGUGCGGCAACAUGCCCAAUAUGUGCUCCAUGCCGUCGUUCCCGGUCGUGGAUGGCCGCGACGUCUACUACUCUGUGGACGGACAGAAAAAGAAGGCCUGGGAUGUCAUAGGCACGGGUCUUACCUGGUUCGUCAAGGAGGCUGCCAAAGCAACCAUGGAAACAAGGGGCAGCGGCCGUUUGCAUCUAACAGCCAAAACUCUGCGCAUCAAGCUUGGGGCUUCACGGUCGAGCUCCACCUCGUACUGGGAGGGCUUCGGGUUCGAGGCGGCGAUGGUGUUGGACGAGGGCGCCGAGAGGGGUAGGGCCGUGGGUCCCAUCCAUCUCUCGCGCUCCCUUCUGCAAGGAGACUACCAGGCACUGGUGGUCGGCCUGAUAGAGCACUUUCAACUUCCCGCCACUGCAGCAAGGGCCCAGGGCGGAGCAGCUCUUCUCAUGAUACUAAGAUGGAACUACGCCAUGAAAGGGUGGGAACCUCUGACUUAUGGGACGCUCGGGAGCGUAGAGGAUGUCGCGAGGAGUUGGCCAAAGUGCAUCCACGCCAUUGGAUGUUGAGUGAGUUUCUAGUAUUAAUUGUUUAUGACGAGUAUUUGUAGAGUCUCACUCGACUUGAAUUGUUUCUAGCCCAGUCCGUCGCAAUCGCAGAACCUGAGCAGGGGUGAGGCACGCCUGAGCACCGCCUGAGCCGAGGAGAGUUCAAUUGCAAUUUUUACCUGAGAGCCAUUUCUGUAGAUUACGCGUCAUCUAACUUUCCAUUGA